CAACAUUCACUAUGGGCCUCGUUUGCGGUUCUUUUGCAUUUGGGUCCCAAAACCUUCGCCAAGCCAACACAUUUAUAUUCUUCCUGUUUGUAUUUGGUGGAGUGCUGUUUUGUGCUGGAUUUGCACUUUCCAUCUAUGGUUUCCAGUCAUGCCAGUCAGACAACUUCUCCAGCUGCAACAUGACCUAUAAAGUACUGGGUCCAUCUCUUGCAGUGAUAGGACUGGCAUCUCUCUUGAUGGCAAGAUCUACAGCAAGACUGGAAAGAAGAAGGGGAGAACUGUCAGGAGACCAAACAGAUCCAGGCAGUCUCUUCCUUUGUGGGGAAAGUCGUCAGUUUGUUCAGUACCUAACACUUGGGAUCUUAUUUGUUACAUUUGGAAUACUCAUUAGUAUCCCAGGAGUUUUGAUACCAGAAUGUAAGAAAGUAUCUCAACAUGGUAAUGGAAUAGACAUCACAUCUAAAAACUGUGGCUCAUCGCUUUCAUUACAAAUAAUGGGACCCGUGAUUGUACUGAUCGGGUUGUGUUUGUUUGUGGGUGCCCAUAUCAACAAAAAAUACAAUGUCAAUGAUACCAGUGACGUGGAUGAGGAACCUCAAAUCCCUAGAAAUGGACCAUUUUGCAUAACUGUGGGUGAUGAAGUCAUACUAUUCCCACCACCUCCACCCCAAUACUUUGAUGAUGUAACAUCAGCAUCUAUCUGUCAUGAGGACAGUACUGUGCCUUUGAAUGAGAGCCCACCUUCAUACAGGAGUAUUUUUAACAUAAGAUGCAUCAGAGUGAAGUACUUGUGA
This is a messenger RNA of Spea bombifrons (plains spadefoot toad), 794 nucleotides long. Its product is annotated as transmembrane protein 171-like. The transcript has 3 exons. The record is from RefSeq and is a predicted model, not a curated record. NCBI's taxonomy places the organism in Eukaryota, Metazoa, Chordata, Amphibia, Anura, Pelobatidae. The coding region runs from base 12 to 794 and encodes 260 amino acids.